CGUCUCCUCCUGUCUGCAGGAAGAGGGAAGCGUCUUCAGAACGGAGUGCGCGCUUGGCCGGUGGGUCCCGCGCCUCGUCCCUCGUGUGUCGGCGCGUUCCCCGGAUCUUUGUGGUCCCAUCUGGGCUCGUGUGAGCGCCAUGCAGGCAGCGGGAGGCGCCGGGCCUCGGCCUCUGUUCGGCGGGGCGCUGUCGGCCGUCCUCCCCCCCGCGGCCCGAGACGCCAGCGAGCUGAGGGAGAUCCCGGACAACCAGGAGGUGUUCGCCCACCGGCACGGCGACCAGAGCCUGAUCGUGGAGCUGCUGGAGUACCAGGGCCAGGUCGCGGACCGGGACGCCGCCCGGUACCACUUCGAGGACAUCGCGGGUGGUAACGAAGCUCUGGAGCGCGGCUCUUUCGAGGUGACCGGCGUUGUGCAGGUGUCCGGGUCCGAGGUGUCCCUGGCGGACUGCAGCUCCGCGUGGACGCUCACCGGCACGCAGCGCGUGUCCAAGUUCAGCGAGGAGGCGAGGAACACGGUGAGGCUCCACCUGGGUCUGUUCCGCCUGCCCCGCUUCUCCACCGACGUCCUGGUGACCUUCAACGACCCGCAGAGCAUCAGCCCGGACAGCAGCAGCGCCGCGGCGGGGAGCCACCGGGAGCCGUGGACCGAGCAGGACUUCCGGGUCCUGCUGCAGACUCUGAGCCUGCACGACCCGGCGCUGUUUGGGUAGAACGAGACCCUUUAGGCUCCAGCUCAUUUGAAAAGCACCGUAGGCUUCAGAACCCGGAUUCCUUUGGGUCUCAACUUGAAGGUUCUGUCUCUCCAUGUUGACCUUCUGACCUGUCGGAACUAAUCCACGAACAAAGAGCUGAAGGUGUCGUAAUAAAAGUGUCUGAUUGAACCCGUUUGUGUGUGGAUCACCUGACUGUUCACUUAAAUGUGCUGUGAAUGCACAAUAACAUUAUUUAGUCAUCCUGUUCCCUUCCUCCUACUCCCUCAAUCAUUUCCUGCUUCCUAACCCUCACCUGAAGGUUUGUAUCCAGGAAUAAAACUCUCCAUUAAAUAUC
Molecule: messenger RNA, 1049 nt
Organism: Gasterosteus aculeatus aculeatus (three-spined stickleback)
Lineage: Eukaryota; Metazoa; Chordata; Actinopteri; Perciformes; Gasterosteidae
Source: RefSeq, a predicted model, not a curated record